Cylicocyclus nassatus is the source of this 312-nucleotide messenger RNA. Lineage: Eukaryota; Metazoa; Nematoda; Chromadorea; Rhabditida; Strongylidae. The record is from the annotation of a GenBank genome assembly.
AUGUUUGCACCGGUCACGUUCCGCUUGUCGAAUAUUGACACUGCCUCCUCGGCAAUCAGAGCCGACCGCUGCUCCGGCAUCGAUCGUAACCAGAGCAAACAAAGCUGGACAGUGUGGUCUCAACAGUUCGUAGUGCUCUCUACGUUAACUGUGUUUGCUUUACUCUUUCCUGCUGGAAAUUUCUCAAAUGUAUCCAUCGCUAGAUGCUACAGUGUUUUUCGAAAGCGACUGCACCAGAUACCAAAAAAUGGCAGAUAUUUUCGCUUUUUCCGUUAUAGUCGUGUUAGCUGUUUAUGGUGCUGUAUUUGUUAG